GCAAAGUCAGUUACCCAGGCAACCCUCGCUAAACAAAUAAUUUUUCUGAACGAAGAAACGUAAAAUAACAUUUUUAAUAGAGGAAAAGAUCAUGGAGGAUUGGAAGAUAACGUCGGAGGAGCUCAUCCGUCUGCGGGAAAGCUGCCUGCAGUGCAUCCGGGAUGGAGAACUCUACGAGCUGCGCAAUGAUGCGAAACUACGGGCUGUUUAUAGCACCCAGACCUACGAGGAGUUCAAGGACAUAGUGGACGCAGCUCAACUCCGUCCAGUGUCCAGGAGCGAUAAGGUCAAUGCGCAGACGAAGAACCGCCUUUGGAACUCGGCCGCCCGUGAUUGAUUGACUGAUUGACUGAUUGACCAAUAAAGAUGAAAGCACAGAGCUAUAA
This is a messenger RNA of Drosophila subpulchrella, 386 nucleotides long. RefSeq names its product coiled-coil domain-containing protein 103-like. NCBI's taxonomy places the organism in Eukaryota, Metazoa, Arthropoda, Insecta, Diptera, Drosophilidae. The record is from RefSeq and is a predicted model, not a curated record. The coding region runs from base 92 to 337 and encodes 81 amino acids. The transcript has 2 exons. Gene Ontology annotation, biological process: determination of left/right symmetry; inner dynein arm assembly; epithelial cilium movement involved in extracellular fluid movement. Gene Ontology annotation, cellular component: outer dynein arm.